UGCUUGUUCGUUGUAUCUUCGCUACAUCCUACAUGAACGUAGGCGGCUGGCGAUUUUACACACAAUGCUCAGCGCGUGAACACCCAUCGGGGAACUGGGGGUUACUCCCACACCUUUAAUAGGUCAACUGAGGGACUAGUUAAAUCGAACACCAUGUCGGUCGCGAAAACGGUCGUGCCUGGGCACGAGCAGUAUGUGUCGCACGCAUCACUCUUUGAGACGGCGAAGCGCUAUCUUAUGAAGCCAAAGUCCCAGGAGCUGCUUAUUCGUUCGACAACGUUGAUCCUCAUUUAUCUGCUGGCGUUCUGCAUCCGCUUGUUCUCUGUCUUGCGGUAUGAGAGCGUCAUCCACGAGUUUGAUCCAUACUUCAACUACCGUAGCACGAUUAAACUUGUGCAAGAGGGGAUCUACGAGUUUUGGAACUGGUUCGAUGCCGAAUCAUGGCAUCCGCUGGGUCGCGUGGUCGGAGGCACGGUGUACCCUGGCCUCAUGUUUACCGCGGGACUGCUCUACAAGAUCUCCAGCUUCCUCACAGCUUGGAUUAAGCUGAGGGACAUUUGCGUCUUCACGGCGCCCUUCUUCGCUGGAAACACGGCCAUGAUCGCCUACCUGUUUGGCAAGGAGCUCAAGGACCGCGAGACGGGGCUGGUGGCGGCGGCACUGAUGGCCAUUGUGCCGGGUUACAUCUCCCGCUCCGUGGCCGGCUCCUUCGACAACGAGGCGGUCGCCAUCUUCGCGCUGCUGGCCACCUUCUACCUCUGGGUGCGUGCCGUACAGCGGGGCACGGUGGCGGCGGCGGUGCUGGCGGCGCUGGCAUACCUGUACAUGGCCGCCUCCUGGGGCGCCUACGUGUUCAUCUCCAACCUCAUCCCGCUGUAUGUGAUUGUCAUGUUUGUGAGCGGCAGGUACUCCCGCCGCCUCUACCUGGCCUACACCACCUUCUGGGUGGUGGGCAGCCUGCUGGCCAUGCAGGUUCGCUUCAUCGGCUUCAACCACGUGCUGUCCACCGAGCUGCUCUCCUUCAACGGAGUGUUUGUGGGACUGCAGGUGUGGGAGCUGCUUGUGUUCCUGCGCGCCAAGCUGGGAGCCCGGCAGUUCGGUCAGCUGGUGUACGCUGCGGCGCUGGGGGCGGGCGGGGUGGGGGCGGUGGGGCUGGCGGGGCUGCUGCUCAGCGGCAAACUGAACCCCUGGACCGGCCGCUUCUGGACGCUGCUGGACCCCACCUACGCCAAGAAGUUCAUCCCCAUCGUGGCCUCCGUGUCCGAGCACCAGCCCACCACCUGGGCCUCCUACAUCUUCGACCUGCAUGGGAUGGUGUUCGCGGCGCCGGCGGGGCUGUACUUCUGCUUCAAGAGGCGCACGGAGGGCAGCAUCUUCCUGCUCACCUUUGCGCUGACGGCGAUCUACUUCUCGGGCAUCAUGGUGCGCCUGAUGCUGGUCGCCGCCCCCGCCUUCGUACUGCUGUCGGCCAUAUCACUGUCAUCCAUCAUGCAGUCCGCCACUCGCGAGCUACGCAACCCGGUGACACCCCCCGCUGCCUCCUCCGCCUCCGCUGCUGCCGCCGGGGCGAAGGAGGGCUCCGACGCCAAGAAGCGCGGAGCGGCCAAGCGCUCCGGCUCCUCCUCCGCCUCCGACCCCUCCGCCCUGCCCCACCAGCCGCUCCCCAACGCGCUGCUGCUGGUCCUGGUGGCGCUGGGGCUGGUGUCGUACACGUCGCACUGCAACUGGGUGACCAGCGAGGCCUACUCCAGCCCCUCCAUCGUGCUGAUCAGCGGCUGGGGGCCACACCGGCAUGUGCUGGACGACUUCAGGGAGGCAUACUACUGGCUGCGUCACAACACGCCCCCCGGCUCCCGCGUCAUGAGCUGGUGGGACUACGGCUACCAGAUCACCGCGAUGGCCAACCGCACCGUCAUCGUGGACAACAACACCUGGAACAACACGCACAUCGCGACAGUGGGUCGUGCCAUGGCCAGCAACGAGAGCGAGGCGUACCGCAUCAUGCGCCAACUGGAUGUGGACUACGCGCUGGUCAUCUUUGGCGGCAUGAGCGGCUACAGCUCCGAUGACAUCAACAAGUUCCUGUGGAUGGUGCGCAUCGGGGGCGGCGUGUUCCCGCAGGUCAAGGAGGCGGACUACCUGAGCAAUGGCGACUACACGGUGGGCGCCUCCGGCACCCCCACCAUGCUGAACAGUCUGAUGUACAAACUGUCGUACUACGACUUUGGGAACAUCAUGACGGAGCACGGCAAGGGUACGGGGUACGACAGGGUCCGGGGAUACGAGAUCGGCAACAAAGAUGUCAAGUUGGAUCAUUUGUACGAAUGCUUCACGAGUGAGCAUUGGAUUGUACGGAUUUACAAGGUGAAGGAUCUGGAGAACCGGGCUUGAGGGGGAGGGGUUGUUGUUGGGAGGGAGCUAGUUGGGUCGAGCAGUGCUGUUGGGGCGGCUACGUUGCUGCGCGCGCAUGUGUGGUGAUGGCGGUGUGGUGGUUUAUCGGGUAGUUGCGUGUGGAGGGCGGCGUGCGGCUGUUAAGGAGGGAAGGAGGGGCAUCCACGGGGCUGGGGAAGCUUGCUUGCAUGCAUGGCUGUUGGUCAUUCAGCACUGUCGUUACUAGUUUGGUUGUUCUCUUUGCGUGUCGGGUUUAUGGUAGAUGGUAGGCCAGCAGGAGUUGGGUGAAAUCAUGGAGUUUCCGUCGUCAAAUUGGUGAUGGUUGAUGACAUGAGGUGACGGGUGAAGGCUUUCCACCACGCGCGCGAUUACCGGUUCUUACCCCUGUAAGACACGCCAACACCCCAUUGGUACAAGCGCACGACACCCAGAUGGUGUCAACCUAUCAACGCAAUCGA
Astrephomene gubernaculifera is the source of this 2849-nucleotide messenger RNA. NCBI's taxonomy places the organism in Eukaryota, Viridiplantae, Chlorophyta, Chlorophyceae, Chlamydomonadales, Astrephomenaceae. The record is from the annotation of a GenBank genome assembly.